This is a messenger RNA of Panthera uncia (snow leopard), 3829 nucleotides long. RefSeq names its product solute carrier family 4 member 10 (gene SLC4A10). Gene Ontology annotation, cellular component: basolateral plasma membrane; plasma membrane. NCBI's taxonomy places the organism in Eukaryota, Metazoa, Chordata, Mammalia, Carnivora, Felidae. Gene Ontology annotation, biological process: monoatomic anion transport; regulation of intracellular pH; transmembrane transport. Gene Ontology annotation, molecular function: solute:inorganic anion antiporter activity; sodium:bicarbonate symporter activity; monoatomic anion transmembrane transporter activity. The transcript is spliced from 24 exons. The coding region runs from base 285 to 3533 and encodes 1082 amino acids. The record is from RefSeq and is a predicted model, not a curated record.
CAAAACCUGGCCAGCAGCCCGAGCGAGUAGGAGCCAUGUGACUCUGGUGAGUUGGAGUGUGCAAUUGCCUCCUGCUUCAGAGCUACCUGAUCCGAAUACUAAGCAGAGCGAGUGCCGGGCUGAGUGUAGGACAUUGAAGACACUGCAGAGAAAGGUGCUUAUUCCAGAGGCGUUACAAAACAUGGAGAUUAAAGACCAGGGAGCUCAAAUGGAGCCGCUGCUGCCUACGCCCUGAAGAUGCUGAGACAUAGAGAUGGCUGUGAUUAUCUUUUAUAAGACAGGAAAUGCAAUCUUUAGGGGUUUCUGGAAAUAGAAAGGUCAUGCAGUCUGGAACCUGUGAGCCUUUUCAAUCUCUAAGUCAUCAGAGAAAUGAUGAAGAGGCAGUUGUGGAUAGAGGUGGAACUCGUUCUAUUCUCAAAACACACUUUGAGAAAGAAGAUUUAGAAGGUCAUCGGACACUAUUUAUUGGAGUUCAUGUGCCCCUGGGAGGAAGAAAAAGCCAUCGACGUCACAGGCAUCGUGGUCAUAAACACAGAAAGAGAGACAGAGAGAGAGAUUCGGGAUUAGAGGAUGGAAGGGAGUCACCUUCCUUUGACACGCCAUCACAACGAGUACAGUUUAUUCUUGGAACUGAGGAUGAUGAUGAAGAACACAUUCCUCAUGACCUUUUCACAGAACUGGAUGAGAUUUGCUGGCGUGAAGGUGAGGAUGCUGAAUGGCGAGAAACAGCCAGGUGGCUGAAGUUUGAAGAAGAUGUGGAAGACGGAGGAGAAAGAUGGAGCAAGCCUUAUGUGGCCACUCUGUCAUUGCACAGCUUGUUUGAGCUGAGAAGUUGUAUUCUGAAUGGAACUGUGUUACUGGACAUGCAUGCCAACACUUUAGAAGAAAUUGCAGACAUGGUCCUUGACCAACAAGUAAGCUCAGGUCAGCUCAAUGAAGACAUACGUCACAGGGUCCAUGAGGCACUGAUGAAACAGCAUCACCACCAGAAUCAGAAAAAACUCACCAACAGAAUUCCCAUUGUUCGUUCCUUUGCUGAUAUUGGCAAGAAACAAUCAGAACCCAAUUCCAUGGAUAAAAAUGCAGGUCAGGUUGUUUCUCCUCAGUCUGCUCCAGCCUGUGUUGAAAAUAAAAAUGAUGUGAGCAGAGAAAACAGCACUGUUGACUUUAGCAAGGGACUGGGAGGCCAACAAAAGGGGCAUACUAGUCCCUGUGGGAUGAAACAAAGGCAUGAAAAAGGACCUCCACACCAGCAAGAGAGAGAGGUUGAUCUGCAUUUUAUGAAAAAGAUUCCUCCGGGUGCUGAAGCUUCAAACAUCUUAGUUGGGGAAUUGGAAUUCUUGGAUCGAACUGUGGUUGCGUUUGUGAGGUUGUCUCCUGCUGUAUUGCUUCAAGGCCUGGCUGAAGUCCCAAUUCCAACCAGAUUUUUGUUCAUUCUUCUGGGACCCCUGGGAAAGGGUCAACAGUACCAUGAGAUUGGCAGAUCAAUUGCAACCCUAAUGACAGAUGAGGUAUUUCAUGAUGUUGCUUACAAAGCUAAAGAUCGCAAUGACUUGGUAUCAGGAAUCGAUGAAUUUCUAGAUCAGGUUACUGUUCUUCCUCCUGGAGAAUGGGAUCCAAGCAUUCGUAUAGAGCCUCCCAAAAAUGUUCCUUCCCAGGAGAAGAGGAAGAUUCCUGCUGUACCAAAUGGAACAGCUGCUCAUGGGGAAGCAGAGCCCCACGGAGGACACAGUGGACCUGAACUCCAGCGAACUGGAAGGAUUUUUGGGGGACUUAUUUUAGAUAUCAAAAGAAAAGCUCCAUACUUCUGGAGUGACUUCAGAGAUGCUUUCAGCCUGCAGUGCUUAGCAUCUUUUCUAUUUCUCUACUGCGCGUGUAUGUCUCCAGUCAUCACGUUUGGAGGACUGCUGGGAGAAGCAACGGAAGGUCGUAUAAGUGCAAUCGAAUCUCUCUUUGGAGCAUCUAUGACUGGGAUAGCCUAUUCGCUCUUUGGUGGACAGCCUCUUACCAUAUUGGGCAGUACAGGACCAGUUUUGGUGUUUGAAAAGAUUUUGUUUAAAUUUUGCAAAGAAUAUGGGCUGUCGUACCUGUCUUUAAGAGCUAGUAUUGGACUUUGGACGGCAACCCUUUGUAUCAUACUUGUGGCGACCGAUGCAAGCUCCCUCGUCUGCUACAUCACCCGGUUCACUGAAGAAGCUUUCGCCUCUCUUAUUUGCAUCAUCUUCAUCUAUGAGGCCCUAGAGAAGUUGUUUGAACUCAGUGAAGCAUAUCCAAUCAACAUGCAUAAUGAUUUGGAACUGCUGACCCAAUACUCGUGUAACUGUGUAGAACCGCAUAAUCCUAGCAAUGAUACAUUGAAGGAAUGGAGGGAGUCCAAUAUUUCUGCUUCUGACAUAAUUUGGGAGAACCUAACUGUGUCGGAAUGCAAAUCGUUGCAUGGAGAAUAUGUUGGACGAGCCUGUGGCCAUGAUCACCCAUAUGUCCCAGAUGUUCUGUUUUGGUCAGUGAUCCUGUUCUUUUCCACAGUUACUCUGUCAGCCACCUUGAAGCAGUUUAAGACCAGCCGCUAUUUUCCAACCAAGGUUCGAUCCAUAGUGAGUGACUUUGCUGUCUUUCUUACAAUUCUGUGUAUGGUUUUAAUUGACUAUGCCAUUGGGAUUCCAUCUCCAAAACUACAAGUACCAAGUGUUUUCAAGCCUACCAGAGAUGAUCGUGGCUGGUUUGUUACACCUUUAGGUCCAAAUCCAUGGUGGACAGUAAUAGCUGCUAUCAUUCCAGCUUUGCUCUGUACUAUUCUAAUUUUUAUGGACCAACAGAUUACAGCUGUCAUCAUCAACAGAAAAGAGCAUAAGCUAAAGAAAGGUUGCGGGUACCAUCUGGAUCUAUUGAUGGUGGCUGUCAUGCUAGGGGUGUGCUCCAUCAUGGGCCUGCCAUGGUUUGUGGCUGCCACUGUCCUGUCCAUCACUCAUGUCAACAGCUUAAAACUGGAAUCAGAAUGUUCAGCUCCAGGAGAACAGCCCAAGUUUCUUGGCAUCCGGGAGCAAAGGGUUACUGGGCUUAUGAUUUUUAUUCUUAUGGGUUCAUCAGUCUUCAUGACCAGUAUUCUGAAGUUUAUUCCCAUGCCCGUGCUAUAUGGGGUGUUUCUUUAUAUGGGUGCUUCAUCUCUAAAGGGAAUUCAGUUCUUUGAUAGAAUAAAGCUCUUCUGGAUGCCUGCAAAACAUCAGCCAGAUUUUAUAUACCUAAGGCAUGUGCCACUUCGAAAAGUCCAUCUCUUCACAGUUAUUCAGAUGAGUUGCCUUGGCCUUUUGUGGAUAAUAAAAGUUUCAAGAGCUGCUAUUGUCUUUCCCAUGAUGGUGUUAGCUCUGGUAUUUGUGAGAAAAUUGAUGGACUUUCUGUUUACAAAACGGGAACUCAGCUGGUUGGAUGAUUUAAUGCCCGAGAGUAAGAAAAAGAAACUAGAAGAUGCUGAAAAAGAAGUAAGUCUGAGCAAAAUCAGUAUCUUAUCAAGAGACAAAAAAGGAGCACUUGCAUAGUAACAGCUCUUUGCAAAAUUUAUCCCAUGUUUAUAUUUAGAUAGUUAGCAGUUACUAACAACCACAGGUGGAUUAUUAAUGUUUGGAGGGUUAAUGUUUAAAAUCAUAAACUUGAAACUUGAGCACAAACCUUACAUGAGAAAACCAAACCCUAGUGAAAUAAGCAAACACUUUGUACUUCAUUAUCCUCCAAAUUGUAAGCUUUGCUUUUCUAUUCCCUCCCUUGUGGAUGGCAGAACCUUACUGAUGCUUAACUAUUUCCAAGUUAUGGUCCCGCAAUGACUGCUUUUUGGUUG